Molecule: messenger RNA, 1320 nt
Organism: Dictyostelium discoideum AX4
Lineage: Eukaryota; Evosea; Eumycetozoa; Dictyosteliales; Dictyosteliaceae
Exons: 2
Coding region: 1-1320 (439 amino acids)
Source: RefSeq, a predicted model, not a curated record
AUGGUAUUAAAAGUUGUUUAUUACAAAAAAAGAGAAAAAAAUCAAACGUUAGAUGAUAUUACAAAUAAUGAAUCAAUUAAUAAUACAAAUGAAUAUGAUCUAUCUGACGAUUCAGACCUUUCUUACAUAAUUGAAUCUUAUGAUGAUCAAAAUGAAGAAGAGACUGAAGAAACAAAUGAUGAUGCAGUAAAAUUAUUAAAAGAUAUUCGUAAAAGUUUUACAAAUACAGAAGAAUUAAAAGAAGAUGAAUUUAAAGACAACAAUAUAGUUUUUAGUUUUCAAAAUUAUUUAUUUGGAGUAAAUAAAGAACAUAAUAUAUUUAACUUACAAAAUAGAAUUACAUUAGACGAUAAAAUACUCGAUUAUCCAACUGAACCAUAUAGUAAUACAAAUUCAAAUUUUUUUAAUACUCGUUCAAUAAAUAAUAAUAGUUCAACGUUUAACAAUGAUGAUUCUAACAACAGCAUUAUUCGUGAAUCCAGAAAUUUUUCCAACCAAAUGAAUAUUUCUGAAAUUUCUUCCGAUAAACAAAUUGAUUCAAACAUUAAUACCUUAAUUGAAAUGCAAAGAGAUAGUACAAAAUUUUCUGCUGAAAUCACUAAAACUAUUUCAAAAUUAAACAACACAUUAAAUACAAUCAAUCAAAAUCAGGUCGUGUUACAUAAAACCAUCGAAUCUCAUUUCAUAAAAAUUACUGAAUCUUUAAAUUAUCUCAUACAACCACAACAACAACAACAACAACAACAACAACAACAACAACAACAACAACAACAACAACAACAACAACAACAACAACAACAACAACAACAACAACAACAACAACCACAACACAACAACAACAACACACAAGUACAACCACCACCACCAUCACAACAACUACCACCACCACCAAAACCACAACCACAACUACCAAAACCACAACCACAAAAACCACAACCACAACUACCAAAACCACCACAACAACCAAAACCACCACAAGAACCACAACCAGAUUUAACAUCAUUAUUAAAACCAAAAAUUAAAAAACAACCACCAAAAGAACAACAACAAGAACAACAACAACAACCACCACAAGAACAACAACAACAACAACCACAAGAACAACAACAACAACAACAACAACAACAACAACAACAACAACAACAACAACAACAACAACAACAACAACAACAACAACCACAAGAACAACAACAACAACAACAAGAACCACAACACAAAACAACUACCACAACAACACAAAACAACUACCACAACAACAACAACAACAACACAACAACUCCCACAACAAGAACCAGAUUCACCACCACCAACUUACACUGA